AUGGCGCCGCUGCCAGAUAGCCGCAGCAUCAGAAGCUAUCUAAACACAUUCCUCAAGCGCACUCCAUUACCAACCACCCCAUCCGUAUCACCCAAACUCGCCCGGCUUGCCGCACGAGCAGAGAACCUCGUCCGCCGGAAUGUCGAUCCAGGUGCAGGCGUAACCCCACCAACCUCCAUCCCCAACAACGCAAUCUUUGCCUUGUUUGGUAUAAUCGGUGUCGGCCUCGUCGUCACAGGAAUAUGGUUCUUCUUCUGGGCUAAGAACGGUGGAUUUUACUUCAAGGAGAACGAUUGGGAUGAUUACAAGAGUACUGUUCUAAGGCGGAAGGGGCCUAACGGCACGACGCUUAGUGGUGCGACCGAGAGUACGGAUUUGGGAGGGGGAAGUGUCGUGCAUGGGGAGAAUGACGAGAAAAGGAGCAUGUGGGGACGUCGGAAGAAGGGUGGGAAGGGGAGGGGAAAACGUUAUAAGGAUUUUGAUGAGGAGAGCAGUGAGAUGACUGGGAGCGCUUUAGGCACUGAGACGGUGGUUACCGAAACGAAGUCGAGGUGGAAGCUUGGUAGGAAGGAUAAGAAGAAGAAGCAGGGCCGUCUCCGGGGCGGCGAUUUGGCUAGUGAGAUGACGGAGAAUACGGAGAUGAUUCAAGAGGAGGAGGUCCUUCCUUCUGUCGAGGAUGCCAUGAGGGCUUAUCGCCAUGAGAGACCUGCUCGUGUUGGCGGGAUCAACAAGGAAUCUGAUGGAAGUGCAUGGGACGGUUCCACCAACGACAAUUCUACCUCAGCUGCUAGCGACCUUCUUUCCAACCGCGAAAGGACCCCCACAACUACCCCUACUAAAAUUAAAAAACAACGCAAUGAUACGUAUACCGGCGGAACGGGUGGCAUUCGCAAGGUCGUCAGCACCAGUGCCGGCGGUAGCGGGGGCAGUAACUUCUGGAGCCGUGCGUCAGGCGGCACAUCAACAGUGGAGGACGAGAAUCAUAUUAAAUCCGAAGCCAGAAAGUUGCAGGAGAAAGGUCGUGCAGCCCAGCGCCGUGACUUUAGUUUCAAGGUUGGCGAUGAUAGUACCGUCGAUGGAUCCUUGGCAGAGGAGAGAAGGAUCAGGAGAGAGGAGCGGGAGAUGAGACGUGCUAGCCGUAGCCCUACAAAGAAGCCCCCUGGAGGCUAUUAUGCUGAGUCGGACAUCGGCAGUGCCGUUAGCAGCGAUGUGGGCACGAAGAGUUAUCAUCACCCCAUUCCUGGCUUGAGCAGUACCGCCGGGAGCGAAUAUGCGGAUGAGAGGAGGAAGAAGCGUGCCGGUGGUGGCGGUUAUCGACGUGGUAGGAGGGAUAGCUUGAGUGAUGACGGAAACUAA
Molecule: messenger RNA, 1356 nt
Organism: Venustampulla echinocandica
Lineage: Eukaryota; Fungi; Ascomycota; Leotiomycetes; Helotiales; Pleuroascaceae
Exons: 1
Coding region: 1-1356 (451 amino acids)
Source: RefSeq, a predicted model, not a curated record